Megalobrama amblycephala (Wuchang bream) is the source of this 6974-nucleotide messenger RNA. RefSeq lists its product as uncharacterized. The record is from RefSeq and is a predicted model, not a curated record. Bases 671 to 2275 code for a protein of 534 amino acids. The transcript is spliced from 4 exons. Lineage: Eukaryota; Metazoa; Chordata; Actinopteri; Cypriniformes; Xenocyprididae.
CUGGGGUGUCUCGCCUUAAACAAAUGAGUGUAUACAUUUACAAUAACAGCUUAAUUACAAGAUGACACACAUAUGACACCUCUUGAUGGAAAUAACAUCACAACAUUUAUUUAAUUCAAGAAGAGCAUCAUUCUUUUGACCAAGAUCUUAUAUUGACAACACAAGAGUCCAGCACUCUGUAAAGUCUCCUCCAGCACAUCCCAAAGACUUUCCAUGAAUUUCAAGGUCUGCCAAUUCAUGUGUGAAAUGAUUCUUCAUGCUCCUUCACAACCUGAUGAAUCUUCACAUGGUCGUCCUGGAAUAUGGCCAUGAUGUUCCUACAUGGUUAUUUAAGAAAUGAAAAGCUACACACUCCAUCAGUUAGAGUCAGAAGAACAUAUAACAUAAUAAUAAUCACUGCAAUAACGAUCCAAUCAUUGACUCAUUUAAAUCAAAACAUCUACUUUGUUAGUAGCUUUAGUAGUUCAGAUCACAUGAUCAUUCCUCCAGCAGUCUGCAUUCCACCAACAUUCCAUUAGAAUGUUCAGUGCUGAUUAAUUAUUCAUGACUCUCUGUGGUGAUGUCACAGUCAGCACACUAUAAAUGAAGCUGCAGGAUUCCUUGAGCCCACAUUUGUCUGCAGUAGUGAUUACAGAGCAAACUUCUACUCAGUGAUUGAUGAUAGAUUACAAUGGCUUGUAAUACUAGAGUUCAAUCAGACCAUCACAGAGAACUGGCCUUUGCAGCCCGUUUAGCUGCAACACUUGCUGCACCGCAGCUGGAGGAUGACACUUUUCCAUCAGUCAUCUGCAACUUCAUGUGGAAUCUGACUGAGCAGAAUUUGGAAGUGAUACAGGCGGCAUUGAGCUACCGGUUCUCCAGACAGCAAAUCUAUCAAAUGCUGACUUCCAUUGCAACGUCAGCCGCCACAACUGCAAUUGAUUUAAUGCCAAAACUAUCUGGAAUAGUGGGCAUGAAUCCAUCUGCAGUUCUGAACUCAAACAGGCCAUUAACAUCAGAAACGCCAGCGAUCCUGAAGAUGGAACGGCUUCCAUAUGUGUAUCCACUUGAAUCUCUUUUUGGGAUCACGGUGGAUGGUCUCCUCAGCAGUGGUGAAUGUGAUUUCAGCGACUCUCUGGGUGAAGACGAUCCGCGUUCCUCUGAACUCGCUGGCAUUGUGGUGGAGGAAGUUUGUCAUCGGGUGAAUGUGGUGAUGCACAACAACAUGCUGAAGAUCAACGCAGCCUCGUCACCAUGCUUCGUUUACUUCCGUCCGGAUGAUUCCUGCACUAAUAUUGGUGAAUUACUGAUUAGUGAGGUCAUCCGAAAGCUGAGUGUUUUGCAUUUCCACAUCUCCCGCACAGUGGCCACAACAGCCAUCGCCACGGUCCUUGCGGCAAUAGAGGGCAAACUCCCGUGUGCUCUCAGAACGAGCCAUACGGUGGAGACCACAAGCAAUGUGAUUGACUACAUUGUGGAGGAUGUCAUUCAGGCAUGGUCAAAGAAUCCUACUGCAGCGUCCAGAACAUGGGAAAGUGGGCCUGUCCCAGUUCUGCGGCCGACUUUUGAGUCAUCUGAAGGUGGACUGUCACUUGUCCUGCUGGAGUCAGAUCAACCCUCAGGCAGUGACGGGCCAAAGACCACCACCUUAUUUGACUCACUGAUGACCGCCCUCUAUAUGUCGAAGUGUAACGGUCACUUCAGCCAGCAGGACAACAGUUACGCAGCCUCAGAACGUCUGCAUCAAAGGCUCACAGAUUUAAUGAACUGCGUCCUAAGAAGUGAGAUGUCGCAGGCAGAGAGCGUCUCGGAGGAGAUCAGAAUGACGACUAUAGAUUUCCUCUAUUAUUUUGUGGAGGAACUUGUGCAUCGUCUUUUUGUGUCCUCCAGAUUCCCCCAUCCUGCGACACUCCCUGAAAAUACUCCAGUGAUGCCCUUCAUCAUCAAAGAAGAGGAUUUCGGUCUGACAGUGGUGGAUCAUCUGACAGAGUUGGUGGUCAGUCAAGUUUUUGACUUGCUGGCAAAGAAAUUUCCACCGAUUGAACAGUUAGAAACACAGAUUGAAGUGCAGAGUCAGGCUGUGUCAGUACAGGAGGAUCUACCAAAACUGACCUUCAGAAAUAAGUUCAAGAUGAUGAAGUCGAACAUCCUUAAAAAGAUUAAGAAUCCCUUCAGAUCCAAAAAGGACAAGAACAAGGGUGAUACCGAGGAAAAUGCAUCUCAAAAAUCUGACAAGAAGUUGUCAUUUUUAGGGUGGACAAUUCCCUUCUCCCUAAAAUUGAAGUUUCGUGUCUAACAUGGGACUGCACUACAUCCUGCAACAUCUGGACAAACCAGGGACUUAUGCAAGGAUCCUGUUUCCUGUUGGAUCCUGCUACACAAGGAUGCCCUCCUGUAUAAUCUGACACAGCUCUCUGUACCCUCCUCAAUCUGUCAGUGGAUCAUCAACUUCCUGACAGACAGACAGCAGCUAGUGAGGCUGGGAAAACACAUCUAGGAGCAUCACUAUCAGCACUGGAGCUCCUCAGGGGUGCAUUCUCUCUCCUCUGCUCUUCUCCCUCAACACAAAUGACUGCACCUCUAAAGACCCCUCUGUGAAGCUCACAGACGACACCACAGUCAUUGGCCUCAUUCAGGACAGUAAUGAGUCUGCUUACAGACAAGAGGUUGAACAGCUGUCUGUCUGGGUGCAGUCACAAUAUCCUGGAGCUGAACAUGCUCAAAACAUUAGAGAUGAUAGUGGACUGUAGGAGAAACCCCCUCUCAGCAUCAUGAACGGUGCUGUGGAGGCAGUGGAGUCAUUCAGGUGCCUGGGCACCACCAUCUCUCAGGACCUUAAGUGGGAGAAUUUCAUCGACUUCAUUGUGAAAAUGGCCCAGCGGAGGCUGUACCAUCUUUGUCAACUGAAAAAUUUCAAUCUGCCACAGGAGCAGAUGACACAGUUUCACUCAGCUGUCGGUUCUGUGCACUUCUAUAACUGUCUGGUUUGGGUCAGCCAGCAAAUCAGACAUAAGAAGACUGCAACGGACUGUCAGCUGAAAGGAUGAUUGGUGUGUACCUGCCCAACCUUCAGGACUUGUACUCCUCCAGAGUGAAGAAAUGGGCAGGUAACAUCAUCACAGACCCCCUCUCACCCUGGAUACAACCUGUUUGCACUUCUCACCUCAGGCAGAUGUUACAGACAUUUUUUGCCCCCAAUGAAAAUAUAAUUCAUCAAAGCAAUAAUUAGAUAUUAUGCAAAAGUACAAAUCUGUACACAAGUCUUCUGUUCCAGAUGUAUACCACUUUAUUAUUAUCAGUGGUUUAAAGUAUUUGGGCAAAAGUAAUUAGUUACUGUACUUGAACAUCUUUUUGGCUACUUUAGUUUUACUGAGUAUAAAAUAUAUUAGCAACUAGAGAAACUACAUCGCCCUUUUAGCCAAACCAGAAAAAAAAUGUUGGAGUACACGAUGUUCAAUCGGCGAAAACAAACGCUAAUCAAUGGCAACUGACAGUGUAUGACAAAACCCAACAAAGUGUCUAUUGCUGUUGGUCGAUAUCUGUUGUUGCAGUGUGAAUUGGCCUUAACAAGUGAGGAAUAAGCCUAUUUCUCCAUACUCCAAAACUAAAUAAAAGUUCAAUUUAAUGAAAAUACAUUUAAUAUUUUUCAUUAAAUGGGUGUUUAAAAACUACUGUCAGGAUUUACUAAAGACAUGGAGUGCAAAAUUAGUGCUGAAUUAGCCGUGUUUUUUGUGGCUGGCCUUACUGCAUAUGCAUUUGUAGGAGUUUCCCUUUCAGACACAAAAUUUAAGGGAGGAGAGUAUUUAAAUGAAUCAUGCAACGCGAUUUACUAAUGUUUGCGCUAGUCAAUUUACUGGUAUUUGCGCCAUUAUUUAACGGUCAACAAAAGCAUGUCUUAACCCAUUUUGCGACAUGGCUGCAAUUGUUGCUUCUAGGAGGAGACAAUGCAGAGAACAGAGAGCGUGUUCCACUCGUAUUAAUUUCUUUGGAAUACCAGAGCAAGGCUUUAUCCAUAUAUUACAUCUAACAAGUUGUGCCUGUGUCGACCCGCACCUGAUGAGCAUCAGCCCUGCUUAUUUGCAACCCAACGCUCAUUUGCACUGCUCUUGUUAGAUUGCUUUGGUCAUUAUGUAAUUGAUUUGAUUGCGUCUGCGUUCUUUAAUUUGUGCGUCAGCAGUAGAUCAUGCAUAAAUCUUGCCACUCCCAUCUGCGCAUUUGUGGAAUUGCACUCUCUCACGCUACUUUGCCCCAUUUAAUAAAUCUGGCCGUUGGUCUUCUGUGGAGUUUGUUCUUCAGCACAAUUCGCUCUGUUGUUCGAAACCAGUUCUCAACCUGUGUAUUUGUGUCUCAAGUUUUCCCCAGAUGUUUUAACAUUAUGCCUGUCCAUAGUGGCAAUGUUACAAAGUAUGGCUUGAGAAUCUGAAUUAAGCUUGGACAGUAAUAUGAACUAGCUUGAGCUGUACCACUCCCUUGUGUGUUCUGUACCUCCACAAAUGUUUUGUCAAGACUUUUGCAAAUGCGGAGUCAUGAACGAUUGUUUUUGGAGUUUUGAAGAAUUAAUUCUUCCAGAGGCGUUUCAUUGAAACAUCAGCAAAAACAGGCUGAUUGUGUGUUUUAGUCUGCUGUGUUUUCAGACUAUCAAGGAUGGGCAAGGCAUCUCUGCAUGUCUUGCAACAAAGACUGGAUCUCAGCCAGUGUGGUGGCAUUCUGCAUAAGUGCAAACGAACAAUGAAGAAACAAUGUUUUUGUUUCCUUGGUGCACUUCGCCUUUGCAGUUUUACCAUAUGCGCUGCACAUGUGUUUCCCUUCAAUACAUACCUCAAGACAUUGUUUCAGGUACUUGUGUAUAUUACACUCACAGAAUGCAUGUACAGUUGUUUGUCUUCCGCCUUACCACAGACAGUGGAUGGUGGACCUUGUAUAUAUUUUAAUAUAAACAUAACAUGUUAUCACUAACAUCAUUUUGAAAUCAAUUAGAAAUUUAACAAAUAUUUUUACAUGUAUCCUCCUUUUCCUUAUCCAUAAUAAUUUCAAUGUAAUACUGCAUUAUGAACAAAUACAUAAAUACCUGUCAAUAAUGAGAAUGUUGUUUCAGUAAUAGCCUUAAGCAAUUUUAAUUUUAUUUUAAUAAUCAAAGAACAUACAGUUCAUGGAAUUUAUAAUGAAAAGUUUACAAAUGGUCUGUUAAUAAAUCAGACAAAGUCAAAUCAAUUUUGUAGAAUGAAUUAAUGGAAUGUUUCAAUCUGUAUUUUUUAAACAACUAUUUUUAAAUAGUAUUCAACAAAGAAACAAGAAAGUGAAGAAAGAGUGACAAGAAAUACCUCUUUUUUUAGUUGUGCUUUUCACAGACAAAUUUAGUCCCCUUAAAACAAAUACACCUUGUAAUAAUUUAAAUAACAUUUUUUAGUGUAUUAAUACAAUAAAUAUUUUUGAAUGAUUAUGGUAAUUCAAAUUCAGAGUUAUCAAAAGGGGUCACACCAAUAUUUUGAUGUACAUAAAACUAAAAGAAAAAAAUAUUAGAUGGUGUUUGUGUUAUAUAUCAUUGAAGCUUAUCCGUCCUUUGUGAAUAAGAUUUCUACAUCUCUAAGAUAUAUUACCCAAAAUCAACGUCAUAGGUAGCAUGUACAAACAGACACAGUCCUUGGGAGUUUAGAAAGCCAGUGGAGCUGUCCAAUGUGCUGAACACCAAGACAGCAAAUGGGACUAGCAGGUUGGAUUAAAACAUAGAAUAAAACAUUACAGAUUAAUUUGCUGCAAUAUCAACCAGUCAGCAUUUUCAAGUUUGUAUUAUGGCUUGCUUUUGUGAAGUAGCCUUUACCAAAGUAAUACCAGUUCUCAUAAGAUUUGGGUGGUUCAGCAAACACAUGGACAUCAAAAACAUUGAAUCAACAUAGUUUUAUUACAUAUAUAUACAUAUUCCUUAUUUGUAUGGUGUCCUUUAAAUCUUCUGAGAAUGACAUCUUUGUUUCGCUGUACCUCCUCAAGAAGUUAAUUUUUUUCCGAAAGGUAUCUUUAUUUUAAUUUUUUUCUAAUCCACAUCCGGAUGACGAUUAUUAGGUUAAACGUUAAAGGAUAUGAUUCUAUGGUUAAAAUUUCAGCACGUGAGAAAUGGAUAGCUCCUUAUAAGUAGCACAACUCAUUCUCGCGUGUUCAUGUUAAGUGCAUUUUUGGGAAACACACAUAAAGUGCGCUCCUAAGAGCUCAGAUACAUCGUUACUGGGAAACCUGGCCCAGAGUUGGUCACACAAACUCUAAAAGAUAAAAAGACAUGAUUGGCAGGAAACCAGUUACAAUUUGAAAGAGAUAUAGAAAUUUUAAGAAAGAAGUCCUGUUUUGAGUGUUGAUAGUCUAUCUUGAGCUCCAAAAAAAAAAAAAAAAAAGAAUGUGGAUUUGAAAAAUAAAAAAUUGAGAAAAAUAGCCCUAAACUCUAAUGCAAAGAACCAUCUCAACAUAUAAAAGGUUCUUCAGGAUGAUAUGGUCCUAAAUAGAACUGUCACUGCAUGUAAAGAACCUUUAAAGAAUCUUUUUAGAGUGUGCAUUUUCCUGGGGUGCAAAAUUCCUGGGAUUAUAUUUCCAUAUUAACAAAUCAGAAAAUGUUUUAAUGCUGGAUUUCAUAAGAGAAUUAAUUAAUCUAACCCUCCACAACUUGUGAAUUAAUAAAGUUGCCUGGGGUGCGAAGUUCCUCGGAUUAUAUUUUCCAAAAAUAAUAUAUCAGAAAAUGUUGUAAUGCUGGGAUGUUGUUUGAGAAUGAUUUUAUCUAGCCCUCUACACUCUUGUUUUUUUGAGAAUUUGUAAAAUAAUAAAGUAAUGAUACCUCGAAUAUGCUCUGAUGGUGCAUACAAUUUCCUGGGGUGCGAAGUUCCUGGGAACAUAUUUCCAUAUUAACACAUCAGAAAAUCUUGUAAUACUGGAUUUAGUAUCUAACCCUCCACGGUCUCAAUUUAAGAACUUGCAAAAUAAAAAAGUUAUGAUACAAUAAGGUGACCAGAUUUCUG